Molecule: messenger RNA, 961 nt
Organism: Lactuca saligna
Lineage: Eukaryota; Viridiplantae; Streptophyta; Magnoliopsida; Asterales; Asteraceae
Source: the annotation of a GenBank genome assembly
AUGCUUAGAUUGGUGUGUCAUUCUGUCAACCAGCUACUUGUAAAUCAAAAGACUAGACAUAAGAAAAAAAGGGUAAAAAGAAUUUGCAAACUUAACAAAAUUGACCCAAAAGUCAAAAUUGCAAUUCUUCACUUUUGCUUAUACGUGUUUGCUUAUCACGAGAACGACGGAGCCUUCUGCCAACGACGCCUCCACCUCUGGCCAACGACGUCUCCGCCUUUGGCCGACGACGCAUCCGUCGCCGGUCUCCGGUCGACGACACAUACGAAGUCUCCUAAUCCGGCCUACAGCUGCUUCCGCCUCCUCCUUCUUUCACAUUGUUUUGGCCUCCGCCUUCGGCCAACGACGCCUCCGCCGCCGGUCUCCGGUCGACAACACAUACGAAGUCUCCUACAGCGGCUUCCGCCUCCUCCUUCUUUCACAUUGUUUACAGGUAUGAGGUUAUACAUCAGAAAUUUACCAUUACAUAUAGAUCAGGUACUAGUGCAAACAACCAAGAGUAGGAGGAUCUGUAUGGUAGAAAGAAAAACCAGAAAAAGAAGUGUUGGUAAACCCAAAUCAAAACAUCUUGAAGCAAGGCAUACAAUGGAUCGUCCAGAAAAGAAAAAAAGAAGUGUGACAUUGAUUAGAGACCAUUCCAAAGACUAUCUAUCAAAUUUAACAGUUGAGUUUGGUUCAGUUGGAGUGGUGAUCCAUGUGUUCCGCAACAUCCAUAGAGUGGAAUUGGCUGAUUAAUAAGGCUGGAAUGCAAAGCCAGAAUGGGCCGGAAGGAAUGGGGAUGUGAGACAUCAAGUGCGGUUGUAUAUUGGUGUAUUAGAUGUGUAUAUAAGGCGUAUUAGAUGAUACUUGAUACAUCAAGUACAGUUGUUUAUUAUUGGUGUAUUAGAUGUGUACAUAUGGUGUAUUAGAUGAUACUUGAGACAUCAAGUACGGUUGUUUAUUGGUGUACUAGAUGUGUAUA